CAUGUUUUUAAUUUUGCGUUUCCAAAUAAAACUCAGGAAAUGGAAAAAUCAUUGGCACAUUCAAUGAGAAAAUAUCAUUCUACAUCUUUGGAUCGAAAAAUCAACAACCGGUCUAUUGUAGUGCAAUCCCAAUCAACAAUAUCAAGACUAUAUAAACCAACUUGAAAUCAAUCACCAGCUAUUAAUCAACAAAAAGUUCUACAAUGGAUUGAGAUACCAAGAAGUGAUAACAUUGGGUGUUUCCAAGGACUCUCGAGUUCGGCAAUUACGCACUUCCGUCUUUUGCUUGUUUCGUACUCAGUUCCACUAUAGCUGUCCGUCAUAUCUGAAGUCAGUGGUGCGAAGAGAUAAAGACUUCAUUUUCCAAUAGUAAUUUAGAGUAACUGUAGUAAUUGGAAUUUAUGAUUUCAACUUUUCUCGUUGGAGAAUAGCGAUUUUCAGUAUUAAAGUACUAAGGGAAUGCUAUAUAAUUGUUUUCAAGCUAAAGUAUAUAUUCUUUCAAAAUUUGUUGAUAUAUAAUAUAUCGUGUUAAUUUUAUACUUCAUGCGUCGUGAUAUGUCAAAUAACUAAUAGUGUUUGGAGAUAUUUAAGUAAAUAGAAAAUGUAUUGAAAAUUAAUUCACUGAUGCUAUCUUUUUAACGCACAUUAAAAUGUCAGUUGUUUCGGAAAAGAGAACACCUGCAGCUGCAAGGAGAAAUACCGAGGGAAAACUCAAAUUAGUGAGGUCUAAAUCGAAACUUCCAAGUGACAAUUUAAAAGGAAAAGAAUUUGAAAAAGGAACGUUUGCUGAACGAAAGAAAGAACAUUUGAAAGAUGAUAAAAAUCAAAUUAAAGAUCAAGAUCAAAUAAAAUUAAAUAAUAUGACUGGGGAUAAUAAGUGUUUUAACGAUUCUUCGACUACUGUAGACAUUAACUCUAUCAUGAAAUGUGAAAAAAUCGAGCCAAAUCAAAAUGGAAGAGUACCAAAAGUGUCAGAUGUUUCUUUUAAAACAAACCAUGUCAAAAAAGAACAAAAUGAAAUUAAAAAAGCUACCAAAAAGGAUUCCGAGAAGAGGAUUCUUAUUCCAAAAGAAAUAACAAGACUUUCAAUUGACAACCAAUCGGUAUUAUCAGUCGACGGUGCUAUUCAGUCGACAUCCGUCCCAGUGCAGAUAGAAAACCCGCGAUCUAUUAUAGUUCCUAACGACUCCUGGAUAAUGUCAGUGAUUCCAUACCUUCCAUUAGGACUUGCCGUUGUUUAUUUAAUACUCAAUAUUGUUAUACCGGGCUCAGGAACAAUUCUUAGUGGAUUUUCAAUUCUGUGUUGUGGGAAAUGUCGAGUUCAAACUAAAGAUGACCAGAGACUUGUAACAUUAUGUGUCAAUGUGUGUGUUGGUGUGUCACAAUUGUUUACUGUAACAUUUUUAUUAGUGGGUUGGUUUUGGAGUAUUGCAUGGGGAGUCAACAUGGUUUUACUUGCUGUGGAACUUAACAGACAGAAGAAACAAAAAAGAGAACGCGACCUACAAGCUAAUGUGCUGAAUGCCUUUGGAAAUUCAAUGCCAGUAAAAUCACUCUUUCCUGGAAUGAAAUGAAAGAUUGAUUUUAAAAUCAACAGCAUAUAAAAUUCAAAUGUAUUUGUCUGGCGUAAUGUUGUAUUAAAAAACUAUGGAUUUGUUAUGGUUCGAAUGAAAUCAGAUACUUCAUUAAAUGUUGAAAAUGCAAAACAUGACUGUUAACAUGUAGCUCUAAGCAGACCAUUCAAGCUUAUAAUAUAUCGUUCUUGUUUACAUUAAGAUCUCGGAUCUGUAUCCAAAUUUGCUUGAUAAAUAUAUAAUAACGAUCACUUAUACCGUCAUGUUUUCUCAUAUGCAGAAGUAAGCUAGGAUAAGUGUUGCUCA
This is a messenger RNA of Mytilus trossulus (common blue mussel), 1880 nucleotides long. RefSeq lists its product as uncharacterized. Bases 651 to 1574 code for a protein of 307 amino acids. Gene Ontology annotation, cellular component: sensory dendrite. Gene Ontology annotation, biological process: taxis; proprioception; sensory perception of mechanical stimulus. The record is from RefSeq and is a predicted model, not a curated record. The transcript is spliced from 3 exons. Lineage: Eukaryota; Metazoa; Mollusca; Bivalvia; Mytilida; Mytilidae.